Messenger RNA from Cyclopterus lumpus (lumpfish), 2974 nucleotides. RefSeq lists its product as uncharacterized. The transcript has 18 exons. Lineage: Eukaryota; Metazoa; Chordata; Actinopteri; Perciformes; Cyclopteridae. Bases 167 to 2152 code for a protein of 661 amino acids. The record is from RefSeq and is a predicted model, not a curated record. Gene Ontology annotation, molecular function: protein binding; RNA binding.
UGUGCCCACGUGAUGAAGGCAGAAGCUGGUUGAGGGCGCGCAAACAACAUGCGCGCUGCAAAAGUUACAGGCUGCCAACAUUAGCGUUACAUUUAUGCAUCUUUGUUUGCAAAUAACUCGAAUUUACGAGUCUAUAAGGCUGUCGGGAAACAUGCGUGACUAAAAAAUGGAAAUAUUUAGAGACGAGAGUGAGUUUACCGAUGUCCGAAUGGUCCAAAGGGUUGUGGAUUUGUUUGAGGGUCGUCCUGGUUUUCAAAGGAUAGUAAGACUUGGUCUUAUUGCGGGUAUGGAAUACGAUGAUGAGCGAGAUGGCACAGAUGAGGAUGGAACUGACAAAUGGGAAUGUGGUCAUAGCAAUUUCCAUGGAUAUCCGAGGCUUUCUGAAAAGAGUAGUGAUAGAGGAGGAUUAAGUGGGAACCAUACGAGGUCAUCCGGCUCUGUUUAUCAACUUCCACGGCAUUACUACACGUCAUCUUGUGAACUUCCUGGCCCGCCCUCUGUAAAGAUUCAGCCAAAGGAGAGUGACUCUGAAAGAAGAGCCAGAUUAUUAGAAGAAGUAAAAAAAGAGAAAGAAAAGGCUGAGAAGAAGCGACUUAAAAAACUGAAACGAAAGGAGAGAAAGCGGCUUGAGAAGGAAAAACAGAACCCUAUAAAGAAUGAAGAGGGGAAAGAUGAUUCACAUCAAUCUAAAACAGAAGGGAGCAAACCAGAUAAUGAUGAAGCCAAAAACAAUACCAUUUCCUGUGAUAAACCGUGUGCCUCAGCAAAAGAUACAGACAGCAGUGACAGUAGUGAAGACGACUCCAGUGAUGAAGAUGGCAACACCAGGAAUGACUCUGGCGACUCUGAGGAACUGGACAUGACGAGCACUUUUGUGAGUAAAGCUGCUCUUAUAGCCAGGCGUCAAUUGGACCAGAAGCCCGUGUCUGAAAGGAGGGAGAAAAAGAAGACCCUCGUAAAAGAAGAACGUAAAAUGGUCCCUGACAAACCUAAUGAAGCCCCGGAUGUUGAAAAGAAGGAUUCUGAAACCUUUAGCAGCCCCACUUUUGAAGAUAAUGUAAAAAUAAGUACUGAUCUUGCAGUUAUUGGAAAUAGGUUUGCAAGUGCUGGAGACUUUAAUAUGGCUGUGAAGUAUUUCACAGAUGCAAUUAAGUACAACCCUACAGAGUUUAAAUUGUUUGGCAAUCGUUCCUUCUGUUUUGAAAAGAUGCAAGAAUAUGAGAAGGCGCUGACUGAUGCCGAGUUGUGUCUCAGCAUGUGGCCGGGCUGGGUUAAAGGCCUGUUUAGGAAGGGCAGAGCUUUGGCAGGUCUAAAGAGGUACGAUGAGGCUGCCCAGGCCUUCAGGGAGGUCCUCAAACUGGACAGUUCAUGUGCAGAAGCAGCCCAGGAACUGAUGUGGGUGCAGAUAACACAACUAAUGGAGUAUGGUUUCACUCGGGAGCAGAGCUCAAAUGCUUUAAUUAUUCAUGGGACCGUAAAAAAGGCACUGGAGGUGCUGUCCAAACUAAACCACCGACCUGGAGCUAUUCAUUCAAAUGGAACUGUCCAACCGGCUCAAGUAGCAAAUGUCUCCGGAGUCUCGCCAGUCCUUUCAGCCAACACAAUCCAUGCUACUCAGUCCCAUGAUGCACCUAAACCAGCAUUUAGGAACCAACCUUUAGGCCCAGUUCAGAAUAUGUCGAAUGUCCAGAGUCAACAAACGGCUAUUCCCAGUCAGGCCACAAAGACCAGCAAUGUCUUCCUCCCACCACAGGAGCUGUUUCCAGUCUGGGUGGGAAACUUGGUUCACCCAGUAACCGAGUCUGUGAUAACCAAUGUGUUUCGCAAGGUCGGGGCUGUCGAUAGUGUCAAGGUUCUGACUUACAAACGAUGUGCCUUCGUAAACUAUACAAAACAAGAGUAUUGUGAUGAAGCAAUCAGACGCUUGCAUGGGUUUGAUCUGAACGGCAUGAAGAUUGCAGUGAGGUAUCCAGAUAGGAUUCCUCAUGGUUUGGGAAUUUCCAGAUCUGCCCUCAAAGCGGAUGACCUGGAAGACGAGAAUAUGAGUUACAGGCAAAACGAGUACGGUGAAGGGAGGAAUGCAGUUGGAAGCAGAAGAUCGUUUCGCCCUUACAGACAAGUCCCCGACUACAGAGGAAAUCACAAGUACUGAAGGGAAAAGAGACGCCAUUAACGGGUCCGACUGUCCUCGUCAAUAAAGCAUAACCACUGAUACUGCCCAGUACAGGUUUAUCACUUGUAUCUACAGGGUUGUAAGGCUUUGCAAACCAUUGAAGUAUUUCCAUUGGACAACAUAAAUUACUGUUUAUUCGGUAGAAUUGAAUAAAUAUCUAAGUAUAGUCCCUGAAGAUGACAUGAUUUAAAGAAAUGAAUGAUGGUUUUAUAUUUUCUGACUAAAAACUGACUGCGCUGAUGAUUCCAGAUUUUACAAGCGCUUCUUGACGUCAAUUUUUUUAAAGCGUGACAUAUAAACUGUUAUAUUUUAAUAAGUGUCUACAGUAAAUCACAGCUGGUGGUAAAGUGUCCAAAUUUUAUGAGACUUUAAAAUUAUAGUAUUGGCAUCAGGCCCCGGAAUCCAUCGUCGUAAGGGUUUUUAAAGUGACUUAAGCCAAGCAAGACAUUUGUUUUUUACAGUUGAUUUACAUAAAUCAUUAUUGCAGUAAACUUAAUGAGCCUCAUAUGGCCUGUAUCUAAAUGAUCUAUAAUCAGAAUCACUUUAAUACAUUGUUGAAACUAAACUGUUUAUUUCCAUCUCUAAGAUGACUUAAGUUACAGUUCUUCAUUCAACAAUGAAAGUUUCUUUCAUUUGUUUUCCCUGUAUUUCCUUAAAUAUGGUAUUUAACCACUGGAGGGCUCAGAAAAUGAAUUGUGCAUGUUGCUGUGGUAAUUAAAAGGCAAAUUAGAAACAUGUUUUGUAUUAUAAUGCUUAGCACAUUUGCAAAUAAAUGAUGGCAAACUAAUUGCCCCCCUCUGU